Gigantopelta aegis is the source of this 1241-nucleotide messenger RNA. Its product is annotated as acidic mammalian chitinase-like. Gene Ontology annotation, cellular component: extracellular region. NCBI's taxonomy places the organism in Eukaryota, Metazoa, Mollusca, Gastropoda, Neomphalida, Peltospiridae. The record is from RefSeq and is a predicted model, not a curated record. The transcript is spliced from 4 exons. Gene Ontology annotation, molecular function: chitinase activity; chitin binding. Bases 290 to 1219 code for a protein of 309 amino acids. Gene Ontology annotation, biological process: carbohydrate metabolic process; chitin catabolic process.
GCUUCUUCCUUUAUUUAUCUCCUUCAGUUUGUUUCUUACAGUGUUCUCAUUUAAAACGGUUUGUUAUUUCCCGAACUGGUCAGCGGAGGCUGGUCACCCGGAUGUUCGCUUCACGAUUAAGGACAUCCCCACAGACCUGUGUACGCAUGUCAUCUACGCUUUUGUCUCGAUCAACAGAGACACUUUAGAACUUGUUCCAACUGAUGCAAAUGAUAUCGACGAGAGUGAUAACGAAGGACAGUAUACGGAGUUUAACGAUUUGAAACGUAAAGCGCCCAAUUUGGUAACGAUGAUUUCCGUUGGUGGGACGUCAGAGGCCAACAGCGUAUUAGCGCUCCUAGUUUUGUCACAGCAGACAAGAGAGACGUUUUCUAGGAACGCAGUUAAGUCUUUACGAAAGUGGAAGUUCGACGGACUUGACGUCGAUUGGGAAUUCCCCGGCGAUCCACCUGAAACGAAAGUAGGAUUGGCUCGACUGUUAGAGGAAUCAGCCGUCAAUAUGUGGCUAGAGAGGGGUGCGGCAGCCGACAAAAUUGUUGUUGGUAUCGCUGGUUUUGGCGCCUCGUUCACUUUGAAAGACGAAACGGAAACGGAAGUGGGGUCGCCCGUUGUUGGACCAGGGAAUGCUGGGCCAUAUCGAAUGACUGCUGGACAACUGUCCUAUGUCGAGAUUUGCCUGAUGCUCCGCAAUGGAGGAGCAUUACGGUGGGACAACGAGCAGCAGUCGCCCUAUGCGUUCCUUGGUAAAACCUGGGUCGGCUUCGACAAUCAUCACAGUAUUGAAAUAAAGGUUAACUGGAUGGUUUCGCGGGGAGUUGGCGGAGCCAUGUUCUGGUCUCUGGAUAUGGACGACUUCAAGGGACAGUUCUGCCAACAGGGAAGGUUUCCCUUGGUGCGGACCAUAUUCCAAACGGCUGCACAGUAUUUUCCUAUAAAAAUUGAGGGUGUUCCCGCUGGUGCCGACGGGACAAACAAACAAACAAAAAAUACUACUAUUGCUAGUAGCACAAAUGAAACACACACUGUAGACAGUACAGUUUCGAUUGAAAACGUCACCACGCCGUCACUUCCGUUUCCGUUUAAUCUUCCAAUGAAUGCUGCACCCCGGUUUUCUUGCUUUGUGAUUUCGGCCAUAUAUUGCGCACUUGAAUUAUCUGUAAAUAUUGACAUGUUGCUUUUGAUGUGUUCUUUUGGUUUUCCGUUUACUUUGGAAUAUUAAAAAUAAACAAUAUAUAUAUAUA